UUCCUUUUUACCGACAAAAGCCCGUACUCGAUAAAAUAUAUUAUUCCGAGCACGGGUUUUUUAGUCAAAACGCAUCUUGUCUUUAUCACGAGUUAUUUCCCUUGGUUAACGCUACUUGUAGUUUUGCCAAUAUUCGCAGGUUCUUCAAUUUUCUUUCUCCCUCAUAAGGGGAAUAAGGUAUUUAGGUGGUAUACUAUAUGUAUAUGCUUAUUAGAACUCCUUCUAACAACCUAUGUGUUCUGUUAUCAUUUCCAAUUGGACGAUCCAUUAAUUCAAUUGGAGGAGGAUUUUAAAUGGAUAAAUAUUUUUGAUUUUCACUGGAGACUGGGAAUCGAUGGGCUUUCCAUGGGACCCAUUUUACUGACAGGAUUUAUCACUACUUUAGCUACUUUAGCAGCUUGGCCUGUUACUCGAAAUUCGCGAUUAUUCUAUUUCCUGAUGUUAGCAAUGUACAGUGGUCAAAUAGGAUUAUUUUCUUCUCGAGACCUUUUACUUUUUUUCCUUAUGUGGGAGUUAGAAUUAAUUCCUGUUUACUUACUUUUAUCCAUGUGGGGGGGAAAGAAACGUUUGUACUCGGCUACAAAGUUUAUUUUGUACACUGCGGGGGGUUCCAUUUUUCUCUUAAUAGGGGUUCUAGGUGUGGCUUUAUAUGGUUCCAAUGAACCAACAUUGGAUUUUGAAAGAUUAGCUCGUCAGUCAUAUCAUGUGGCAUUAGAAAUAACAUUCUAUUAGGGCUUCCUUAUUGCUUAUGCUGCCAAAUUGCCUAUUAUACCCCUACAUACAUGGCUACCAGAUACCCAUGGAGAAGCACAUUACAGUCCAUGUAUGCUUCUAGCAAGAAUCUUUUUAAAAAUGGGAGCAUAUUGAUUGAUUCGGAUCAAUAUGGAAUUAUUACCGCACGCCCACUGUAUAUUUUCUCCCUGGUUGGUGAUAGUAGGGACAAUACAAAUAAUCUAUGCAGCUUCAACUUCUCUUGGUCAACGCAAUUAAAAAAAGAGAAUAGCCUAUUCUUCUGUAUCUCAAAUAAAGUUUUUUUAA
Molecule: messenger RNA, 1038 nt
Organism: Asparagus officinalis (garden asparagus)
Lineage: Eukaryota; Viridiplantae; Streptophyta; Magnoliopsida; Asparagales; Asparagaceae
Product: NAD(P)H-quinone oxidoreductase chain 4, chloroplastic
Exons: 1
Biological process (GO): ATP synthesis coupled electron transport; electron transport coupled proton transport; aerobic respiration
Molecular function (GO): NADH dehydrogenase (ubiquinone) activity; ubiquinone binding
Source: RefSeq, a predicted model, not a curated record